GACCGUAGCUAGUACUCCACGAGGUUCUGUAUCGCGUCAACGUGUGAACAAGGUGAUCAGCACAGACGCGGUUUUUUGCUUUUUUACUUUCUUCGCAAAGUCGAAUUCGACUCUACGAGAGUAGAAUGCAUCUCCACGUGGUGUUUAUGACCUGCGCAGUGGUGGUUGCUGUGAGCAGUCACUGUGACUGCGAUUGUCCCUCGUUUAACCCGGGUUGGGAUGAUGACUAUCAGCCGGAUUUUCGACCACCAACGAACCAUAGACCACCACCUAGCACUUGGACGCGGACAACGACUCCAACCACCAAAAAACCGCCUCGCACUACGACGUUGAGACCGACGCCAACCACCAACAAGCCAGUACAGCCGACGGUGGUUUCGAGGUUCCAAGUAGAAGGGGUGGACCUGACCACGAUACAGCAGGGGCAAGUUAACGAGCUGUACUGCCUCGUGGUGCUGGACAACCUGAUAUCUAAACAAUGGCAGGAGGAGAUCGACAGACUAUCUAUAAACGAUUUGGGAAAUUUCUCGACCGUAGCGGCGGUGCCGGUGUUCAAGAACCUCUACAGCAACCCACAGUCCGAGUGGUUACUGGACGAGGGGAUGGCUCUGAACAAGCUCGACAAGUGCGUCAGGAAUUUAGUGAGCAUGGUUGCGCCGAAGAUGGACUCCGAGGAGAUAGAGUGUCUUAAUAGAAUGUACCCGAAGUACCUGGUGAAGGAAAACAGGACCGCGAUGCUCAUGGAACAGUUCAUACAGGAAUCCUCGCGCGAACAGCUCCCCUUCAAAUCGUUCUACACUUACCGCGAAAUUACCGAACUCCUAUUCCAGAACACGAAUCCCGACGCCCUCGACGAGGACCUGCGAGCGAUAUACGAGGAUAUGACAGAUCUGUAUAUCAAGACUGAGGAGGACAAGAACAUGAAGUUAUUCAUAAUCGAACAGGAGUGCGAGUUCAGGAACGCGAGGGUACUCAGAGAAGUGGGAAUUGAGAAUGCAAGGUACGAAAAAUUCGGGGAACUGGUCAAGUCUCACGUAGACACUUAUCUCGUUGCCGAAAUACUCCAGAUGUGGGUGCCUGGUUCGAUAAUCCCGGAAUACAGGUACAACUUGUGGAACAAAGCAAGGAGCCGUAUGGAGAAGAUGAUCUUGGACAAGAUAAAUAAUCUUAAGAGAGAGAAACGGGAUGCUCAAUCACUUUGCACACACGCUGCGGAAUUCGCGUACGAUUUCUACGUAGAGCAGAAAGAUAUCAUAUUUGACAAAAUGCCGAAGACUUCACUGUCGUUUGAACUCGAAGCGAGCAAGAAGUAUUCGUACAUUGUGGCACUGGAAGAGGUUCUCAAGGCGAAAAAUGACUACCGUCUACCCGGGGUUCAGCCUAUAGUGGCUAACUACAAAGCGGGUUCUUAUUGCCUGACCAACUUCGUUCGGAUGAUAGAAAAUCACCAGCGUUACAUGAUGGCCGUCGCAUUCGUCGGCACCCAGCUGCCCUACGGAUACGCGUACUGCAACGUCAAAGAAAUGUCGUCUGGUUUAGUCCAGCCGAGAUACUGCAAGUGUCAGGGGACGUUUUGUGAAAAAUUUGGAGUCGCCACUGUCAGGGCUGAACGAUUCCAGCUCAACCUGCUUCCGGACAACACUUAUGCUGUAAUAAAAAACUCUUCCUACCACUAUAACCGCGAAGAUCUACUCAUCAGAACUGCCAACAGCAGAAUAGCUCACCAAAAAUUCAGUACUUGGUGGUACCGACACCAGAAGAAUCCCCCGAAACUCAACAUUUAAGCUAUACGC
This is a messenger RNA of Diprion similis, 1793 nucleotides long. RefSeq lists its product as uncharacterized. Bases 126 to 1784 code for a protein of 552 amino acids. The record is from RefSeq and is a predicted model, not a curated record. The transcript has 2 exons. NCBI's taxonomy places the organism in Eukaryota, Metazoa, Arthropoda, Insecta, Hymenoptera, Diprionidae.